This is a messenger RNA of Meriones unguiculatus (Mongolian gerbil), 7331 nucleotides long. It is a transcript of the gene Kif9, whose product is annotated as kinesin family member 9. Lineage: Eukaryota; Metazoa; Chordata; Mammalia; Rodentia; Muridae. The transcript has 22 exons. The coding region runs from base 398 to 2815 and encodes 805 amino acids. The record is from RefSeq and is a predicted model, not a curated record. Gene Ontology annotation, molecular function: microtubule motor activity; microtubule binding; ATP binding. Gene Ontology annotation, biological process: microtubule-based movement.
GGCGACUCUGUACACAGCGGAUCGCUGGCUGUCCUGCUCGCACACUGGGCUCCAUCAAGUCGCUGCAGUUAUAGCGGUCACUCUAUCCAAGCGCCGCUGCCUUGCGAGGUGUCCUCUCAAGAAGGCUGCAAGUUCAGGGGUUAGAGUAGUACCAGAGAGGAGUGACAUCAUAUGCCUUGGAACUCUCUCAGUAGUGACUGAAGAUGGACCCACCUAUGGAGAUUCAGUCACCCUCUGACUUCCAGCCAUGAGUAUCACCACCCACCAUCAUUCCUUGAGCACCUGCUGUGUGCUGGGCGCUGUUCUGAACCUUGUGGGGGGAAUCACAAGAGAUAAAAGGCACGGUCCUUGUCCUCAAGCAGCUUGUAAUUUGAUUUGGGAGCUGAAGCCCACAUAAAUGAAGCGGCAUAAAAACGGUAACAAGCAGGAUUUCACUAGAAUGGGUACUACUAGGAAAAAGGUUCAAGCGUUUGUCCGCAUCAAGCCUACUGAUGACUUUGCUCAUGAAAUGAUCAAAUUUGGAGAUGACAACAAAAGCAUUGAUAUUCACUUGAAAAAAGAUUCUCGAAGAGGAGUUGUCAAUAACCAGCAGACAGACUGGUCAUUCAAGCUGGAUGGAGUUCUUCAUGACACCUCCCAGGAUUUGGUUUAUGAGAUGGUUGCCAGGGAAGCGGUUUCUCAAGCCCUCGAUGGAUACAAUGGUACCAUCAUGUGUUAUGGGCAGACGGGAGCUGGCAAGACAUACACCAUGACGGGAGCAACUGAGAAUUACAAGCACCGGGGUAUUCUGCCUCGUGCCCUGCAGCAGAUUUUCAGGAUGAUUGAAGAGCGGCCCACACAGGCCAUCACUGUACGUGUUUCCUACCUGGAAAUCUAUAAUGAGAACCUGUUUGACCUCCUGUCCACUCUGCCGUAUGUUGGACCCUCAGUCACACCAAUGACCAUCGUGGAAAACCCUCAGGGGGUCUUCAUUAAGGGCUUGUCGGUCCACCUCACAAGUCAAGAGGAGGAUGCAUUCAGCCUCCUCUUUGAGGGAGAGACCAACAGGAUCAUCGCCUCCCACACAAUGAACAAAAAUUCAUCCAGGUCACACUGCAUUUUCACCAUCUACAUGGAGGCCCAUUCUCGGACCUUAUCAGAUGAAAAGUAUAUCACUUCCAAAAUCAACUUGGUAGAUCUUGCAGGCUCAGAGAGGCUCGGCAAGACAGGGUCGGAAGGUAGAGUCCUAAAGGAGGCCACCUACAUCAACAAGUCACUGUCGUUCCUGGAGCAGGCCAUCAUCGCCCUUGGCGACCAGAAGCGGGACCACAUCCCUUUCCGGCAGUGCAAGCUCACCCAUGCCCUGAAAGACUCCUUAGGGGGAAACUGCAAUAUGGUCCUUGUGACAAACAUCUAUGGAGAAGCUGCCCAGUUAGAAGAAACGUUGUCAUCACUGAGGUUUGCCAGCAGGAUGAAGCUGGUCACUACUGAGCCUGCCAUCAACGAGAAGUAUGAUGCUGAGAGAAUGGUCAAGAACUUGGAAAAAGAGCUGGCAUUGCUUAAGCAGGAACUGGCCAUCCAUGAUAGUCUGUCCAACCGCGCCCUCGUGAAUUACGACCCCAUGGAUGAGAUCCAGAUUGCUGAGAUCAACUCCCAAGUGCGGAGGUACCUGGAGGGGACACUGGACGAGAUUGACAUAAUCAAUCUAAGACAGAUUCAGGAGGUAUUCAACCAGUUCCGAGUGGUUCUGAGCCAACAGGAGCAGGAAAUAGAGUCUGCCUUGCGCAGGAAGUACACUCUCAUAGACAAGAAUGACUUUGCAGCCAUUUCUGCUGUCCAGAAGGCAGGGCUUAUGGAUUUGAAAGGUCAGCUGGUGGGUGAGCCCGAUGGACAAAGCUUUGGACUUGGGGUUGCUUCUUUUGCUGCCAAACCUGGGAAGAAACCCAAGUCCAAGAAGACAGUGAAAGACCAGUUCAGCGCCUUAGCAAGAAAGGAAGGUGCCAGCAGUCCUGUGAGUGGCAAGGACCUUGAUACGAUUUCCAUCUCUAAGACCCAGCUGAUCUCUUCUUCCAAAGAUGGGGAUAUCAAAGACAUGAUUCAACGUGACAGAGAGCCUUCCCUGGCUGAGCCCCUUUCCUCAGACUCUCCAAAGGAUGAAGCACGCCCACCCAGACCUAGUACCCCACCCUCUAAGCCUGUGGCCUUUGAAGAGUUUAAGAAUGAACGAGGUAGUGAGAUCAACCGUAUCUUCAAAGAAAACAAAUCCAUCUUAAAUGAACGAAGGAAAAGGGCCAGCGAGACAACCCAGCGUAUCAAUGCCAUCAAGAGGGAGAUUGACGUGACCAAAGAUGCACUGAAUUUCCAAAAGUCACUACGGGAGAAGCAAGGUGAGUAUGAGAACAAAGGCCUGAUGAUCAUCGAUGAGGAGGAAUUCCUGCUGAUCUUGAAGCUCAAAGACCUGAAGCAGCAGUAUCGAAAUGAGUACCAAGAAUUGCGAGACCUCAGGGCCGAGAUCCAGUACUGCCAGCGCCUGGUGGACCAGUGUCGGCAUCGCCUGCUCAUGGAAUUUGACAUCUGGUACAAUGAGUCUUUUGUCAUUCCGGAAGAUGUUCAGGCAGCACUGAAGUCGGGCAGCGGCAUCCGGCCAGGCAUGGUGCCUGUCAACAGGAUUUUGUCUCUGGGAGAAGAUGACCAGGACAGGUUCAACCAGCUGCAGCAGACUGUCCUGCCUGAGGGUCCUGAUUCCAUUUCCUUCUAUAAUGCCAAAGUCAAGACAGAACAGAAGCACAAUUAUAUGAAAGCCUUGGUGGGUCUCCAACAGUCCCACAGAAAAUAGUCUCAUCAAUAGCCUGAAGACCAGCAGCUCUAGUCUGUUUUAAGGAAGCUGCUACACACAUGCCCAGAGCUCCAGCCACCCUGCUGCAAGCUGAACCAAACCGAGAAACAGUCGCCUGCCUUCUGGGAAGGGUAUCCUCCCACCCUUACUCCUCUCCACAGAAUAUUUUUGAUUUUAAUUUGCUUCCACAUGAAAAAUCAAGAUAAAGUUACUUUCUAGUUUGGACUUUAAGUACUAUUCUAAAAAUUGUUUUAUUUCCUGUCUGAAAGGACAUCUUCCUUACAUACAGGUUGUGGCUUUAACAAAGUCCUAGUAUUUGCCUAGCAAGCAUGACACCUGAGAUUUGCUCCCCAGCAACACAUACACACUUGGGAUGAGAGAAGGCCUGGGAGUGUAGCUCAGUGGUAGAAUACUCUAGAAUUCAUAGCUUUCAUUUCCAACACCACCAGCAAUAGCCAAUAUUGUAGUUAGGCAUGAUGGGACAGGCCUGUAAUUCCAGCACUUGAGCGGUGGCAACAGGAGGAUCAGCAGUUCAGUCAUCCUCAGCUACAAAUCCAGUUCAAGGUCAGUCUGGACUAUCUCAAAAAGCCAUCAGAGCCUUGAUUGGAAAUUAAAACAGCAAUCUAGGCUCCUCCAGACAGUGUCUCCCUCUAGUCAGCCUCUCUUCAGUGGGCAUUCCGAGAUGAGCUUGGUCUGAAUGAUUCUUACAGUUCUCUCAACCCGUGCUUUCCCUGUGCCUGGCCUCUGAAGGCAGGGGGAAAUUCUCCUUCAGAUACAGUGACCUAUUAAAGGUGAGGCAGAACUGGGUCCCUAUGCCCAGGAGUGCAUGACCUUAGAUACCACAGCCUUUCUGGCCAAACACAUAUGUAGAAUAGGUGUUGUUGCAGCUUCUGUCUUGGCCCCUUCCUUUUCUUUCUCAGUGUGUGACUGCAGAUAAACACAAGUGAAGGCGACCAGGUCACUCAGGACAGCAAUAGGGAUCACACCAACAGGGCUGAUCAGGGAAGAGGAAACAUCACUUCUAAGUUCUCAAGCUCUGUGUUCUUGGUGAUGGUACCACUGGGAAAGAGCUCAGUGCUUUACUCAGGACAAACACUGGCCCCUUGGGGGUUUUUCAGCUGACCAGUGCAGUCUCUGCUGAGUGAGACAUUUUUUUGGAGCUUCUUUGUAAUCUUUUCUUCUGUUGUUGUGGGUCAAGGUUUUGACCUUGAACAUGGUAUCUUCCAUCUGAUACCCUUGCAUGCCCAGGAUGAUAGAGGCCUACAGUGGAAUUACCUGGAAGCUCUGAGGAGGGAAGCAGUGAGAGAAAAUAUUCCAGAUCACACCUCAGAGAUUAACUUCCAGCUGUUGGGUUACUCUCUAUGAGUUUUCUAUGAGGAAACAUGUAAAGAGCUGGGAGAGAAGACGUGGCUAAGUAGCCAAGACUGUUUAUUCUGCAAGCAUGAGGACCCAAGUCUCAAUACCCUAUACGUGCAAAAACAAAACAAAACAUGGCUGCAUGAGUGCUAGCCUCAGCACUGGAGUCCAGAGAAAAGCAGAUCAUUGUAGAAUGAUUAAUGUGAAUUUAAUUAUAAAUUAGUAUGGUGGCAGUUUAUCUUUAGCUAGCUACUGACCCAAAUAAAGAUACAUUGAGACUAUAAUUUAAUUAGCCUUGAGUACAAUAUUGAGCAAUUGUUACUCCAUCCUAAACCUUCAAGCUAGUCUAGCUUUCUCACAGCCAAAAUCUCCAUCAUAUUUGCAAUUUUUAAAAUCCUCGCCUGGCUCCAGUCCACUUCCCUUUUGCUUCCUGGACCUCUCCUUCAUGGCUCAAUCUCUUACUCCCUCUCUCACCCCCUUCUGGACCCAGUGCCCCACCCUAUUCUAUCUCUCAGCAUUGGCUGGUCAGCAUUUACUGGCAAAACAGUGUUUAUUAGGCAUAUUUACACAAACGAGACCUAACAGACAUUAAACAUUACAAUGCCAUGUUCUGAUUCAAACUAGAUAGUGGGAUAGAGAAAUCAGCAUUUGAAUAAACAAGGUUAACUUUAUAUAGUGCACAACAUUAUGCCAAUAGAUCCUGAAGAGCUUGCUGGGCAUCUAACAUAUCCUAAAUAAUGGGCUUCCUGUCCAGUGAGAGACCCUGUCUCACAGUAAUAAGACAGCAACAGUGGAAGACAACUGAUGUCCUGCUCUGACCUGGGUGUGGCAGGUACCCACACCCACAACUUGCAUGCACCACCCCACCUCCUAAACCAAUCCCUCUCAUCUCCUUCCUCUCCACCACCCCACCUCCUAAACCAAUCCCUCUCAUCUCCUUCUGCUCCACCACCCCACCUCCUAAACCAAUCCCUCUCAUCUCCUUCCACUCCAGGGUCUCACUAUGUAACUCAAAAGCUUGCUGGAACUCACAUUAAUCCUUUUGCCUCACCCUGACCAAGUGCUGUUAUUGGAGGCAUAUAUCACCACACUUGUCUCAAGGAAAGGUAUUUUCCUACCUAAGAGGAAGAGCCAUGUGACAGUAUCUCAGGUGUGGUUUCCAGGUAGACUAGAAGGGGAGUUGGUGUGUAUGAUCCCCUUUAUCAGGACUGUAGGAGUAAGUGUCCUAUCUCUGCCCGGAAGUCCUGCCUUCCUCUCCUACCUUGCUAUAGGCCACUCAGCUCUUUAUUAAACCAAUCAGGGCGAUGGAGAAGAAUGUGAUAAAACACUGGGACAGCUGAUGCCUCAUAAAGAUAAUAGCAAAGUCUGGCCUGCACACAACUCUCUGCUGGUACAGAAAUUAGCACCCGAAUAAUACAAAGACCUUUACACAGAAAAAUAUUCCAACAAAUAUAAUUUUGUGGUUAAUAGAUAUAAACAAGAUAGAACUAAUACACAACAAAGGCAUAGAAUUUGAAAGCAGAGGGGUAAGAAAUUGAAGUUUGCCAAGGUAAUCUUGUAUUAUAUGGGAAAGAGGAAAAAUAAUUUAUCCUUUAUUCUUUUAUAGGUACAAUGCUUUUCCAAUAGAAAAGGAUUGACUCUGCCAGGGUAAAGGUGUUUGUGUGAGUAUAAGAAGAAGGAUAUCAUUUCCCAAAUGUCACACUGAGCCCAGGGUCUUGUUGCUAAUGUCCUUGCCUGCCUUCUGACAAGGAACUACAUAAAGUCAUUGGACUGAAAACUUCCAGUUUGUCCUUUUAAGCCUGGAACAUUCCAGUUCAUUGAGACAGGUUCUUACCAUGUAGUGAGGCCAGCACUAUAUUUUCAGUCCUGACUGGAGUGCUGGGAUCACAGGUGGGCCACACUGACUCUCACAGACUCAGCAUCUGCUAAGGAGUUGAGACAACUCUCUGACAACCCUUAUUUGGGGAAAGGGUUAGGUAGAGAGGUAGGAAAGGAGCAGGUGGAUAGGGAGUGACCUCCCACUCAGUUCCAGCUGUAGACUCAAAGGGGAAUGAACUUUUCUCUUCCCAGCGCCUCAGUCAGGUUCCCAUUUGAGUGAGUCAGAACUCUGGCCUGGGUACACAGGAAAAAAACAAAAGCAAAACCUUGCCAUUUAGGAAAACAAGAUACCACCCAGUGAUAUCUUAGGACAUAUCUAAGUUCUUAUGUGUUGUAUCAGUCAAUAUACUGUAUAUUCAUACAUAUAUUAGUCAGCAUAUUAGCUCAAAAUUGCCUCUGAAUAGUUCAGGUAGAGACUGCUUGCUUAGUGUUCUAGUUUCAUUCUGUUGCUGUGAUAAAACACUGUGACCAAAAGCAACUUAGGGGAGGAGAUGGCUUACACUUCCAGGGCACAAUCCAUCACUUAGAAAAAUCAGACCAGAAAUUUGCUAAUGUUAUUAUACAGUCUUGGACCAGCUACAUAGGUAGGUGCUGUCCACAGUGGGCUAGGCCAUCCUCCAUCAGUAAGGUAACUUCCCCAGUGAAAUGCCACAGACCAAUCUGAUCUAGGCAAUUCCUCAACUGAGGCUUUCCUCUCAGAUAACUGUAGGCCAUAUAUGUCAAGUUGACAAAGCUAACUAGUAUACCUUACGUAUACAAGGCACUGGGUUCAAUUUGCAGCACUGGGAGGGAAAAAAAUUUACAAAUAGUUUUGGAGAAUGUGCUCAGGCAAUCAGAACAAUAGUGUUCUCCUGUCCUAAGUACAUUUCCCAUGUCUUCACCAAGCCCUAGAGCUUACCUGUGGGGAAUGACCAUGCUUUGGCUUUCUUCCCUUUUUCAUGAGACACUAGUAGCUAUUGGGUUUCAGACCCAAGACAAGCAGCUCAGGUGCCUAUUUAACAUAUCAAAGUGGACAUGGCCUCCAGAUUCUCCCUUGGCCGGCAUAUCUCACCCUCUACACUGAACUUUCCAGCCCAGGGGUUAGGCCUCCCUCCCCCAGGCUCUUCACUAUACAAUCCAGACAUUUUGGUUCUCUCUCUUCUCUCAGAGUUUGCAUGCUCUUUCCACUCCGCCCUGCCCCCCCCCAACUUCUGUCUCCUUGGGUGACUUCCCUGACCCCAUUCCUUGGGACUGGUGAACCUGCCCGAGAGCUGUCCCCAAUAAACUUGCUUUUAUACUUUGA